Wyeomyia smithii (pitcher-plant mosquito) is the source of this 5539-nucleotide messenger RNA. It is a transcript of the gene sff, whose product is annotated as serine/threonine-protein kinase BRSK2. Lineage: Eukaryota; Metazoa; Arthropoda; Insecta; Diptera; Culicidae. Gene Ontology annotation, biological process: intracellular signal transduction; microtubule cytoskeleton organization; protein phosphorylation. Gene Ontology annotation, molecular function: tau-protein kinase activity; protein serine/threonine kinase activity; ATP binding. The coding region runs from base 741 to 3137 and encodes 798 amino acids. The transcript is spliced from 14 exons. The record is from RefSeq and is a predicted model, not a curated record. Gene Ontology annotation, cellular component: cytoplasm.
AAAGUGCAACUCUGACUGUGCGCUUAUCCUUCGGACAGGAUUUCCAUCGUAUUCACCAUUGUCGUCGCGCCGUCGUCGGGCAUUGUCGAACACACGGUCGGUACGGAACGGAACGGCGGGGCCUACUUCGAUCGUGCAAAGUUUUGUGAAAGUGGGCUAAAAGUGCUGAAAGUGAGCUCCUCUGAUGCGGAGAAAUCGUUUGAUUAGCAGGAAAAACGACAGAAAGUCAGAAAAGAAACAGGAUUGCUGCCCCCUUUUCAACCGAGUUUGCUGCUUCUGCUGACAGGCUGCUGCUCGGUGUUCGGCUCUCGGCGCUCCGCCAGCGCUCCUCGCGUUUACGUAGAAAUAUUGAUUUUUCCAGUAAGGUGGAGAAUUCAAAGCACUGAAUUUCGUCUGUUUCGGUCGGUUUUAAAGUGCAAAACUAAGGCUAAGCGAUGGUUUAUUUCCCGUACGACAAUGGAAAUCGGGGGAUUCGGUGGUGACUAGUCGUUAUGCGGCUGAAAGUGCUAUUGUGAUAAAAGUUUGUCGAUUUCUAAUUCGAUUUCGCCAUUCAGGGGGAGGCCCUACUUGUGUGUGACGAACGUGUGCGUGGUAUUUCGAAACCAAUAAAGUGGUGGCAUUCGUAACAACUGGUUUUAGCCGAAGAUUUCUUGGAUAGCAAACUUAAACCUCUACCCCAGAGGACUACUCCUUCUGCUUAGGCAAACACAAGAAGCAAGAAGCGCUAGAUUUCGUCCAAAAUGAGCAGAGAAGUUCAAAAGGAAAACAGCAUCCCAUCGACGGAGGCCCACCAGUAUGUGGGGCCUUACCGUCUGGAGCGAACGCUGGGGAAAGGUCAAACCGGCCUCGUGAAACUGGGAGUGCAUUGUGUCACCGCGAAAAAAGUGGCAAUUAAAAUUAUCAACCGGGAAAAGCUCAGUGAAUCAGUGUUGAUGAAAGUGGAAAGAGAAAUAGCUAUAAUGAAACUAAUUGACCACCCACACGUCCUUGGUCUGACGGACGUUUAUGAAAAUCGGAAAUAUUUAUAUCUGGUGCUGGAGCACGUUUCCGGCGGGGAGCUGUUCGACUAUCUGGUGAAAAAGGGCCGCCUUACGCCGAAGGAGGCACGCAAGUUCUUCCGGCAGAUCAUCUCGGCGCUCGAUUUUUGCCACUCGCACUCGAUAUGCCACCGCGAUCUGAAGCCGGAAAAUCUACUGCUGGACGACAAGAACAAUAUUAAAAUUGCGGACUUUGGAAUGGCAUCACUGCAGCCGGCCGGCUCGAUGCUGGAAACGUCCUGUGGGUCCCCGCACUAUGCCUGCCCGGAAGUGAUUCGGGGUGAAAAAUAUGAUGGUCGACGAGCGGAUGUGUGGUCCUGUGGAGUCAUUCUGUACGCGUUGCUGGUCGGUGCGUUACCCUUUGACGAUGAUAACCUGCGGCAACUGCUGGAGAAGGUGAAACGGGGAGUGUUUCACAUUCCGCACUUUGUACCGCCCGACUGCCAGAGUCUGCUGAAGGGCAUGAUCGAGGUGAACCCGGAGAAGCGAUUGACGUUGUCGGAGAUCAACAAACACCCUUGGGUAACCGCUGGCGGCAAGGGAGAACUGGAGCUCGAGCUGCCAAUGAUGGAAGUCGUCCAAACACACGUCAUCCCUAAUGCCUCCGCCGUCGAUACAGACGUUCUAAAUGCAAUCUGCUCGCUAGGUUGUUUCAAGGAAAAGGACAAACUAAUACAGGAGCUGCUAAGCCCAAACCACAACACGGAGAAAGUUAUCUACUUUCUACUGCUAGAUCGGAAACGACGACGUCCGGCGGUUGAGGACGACGACGACGUGCUCAGACCACGGAACGACAUCAUCGAAAUAGCCGAUCCACCCCGGAAACGGCUCGACACCUGUAGGAUCAACGGUAGUAGUGGUCUUUCCUACGGUCAGAUUAGUGAAGGUUCACCGAUGACUUCCCGGAGACAGACGUUCAACAAUGGCCGCAGUCACACCGGUAGUAGUCGACGUUCGCCCUCGUCCGUUCCACUGUCACGCAGCUCAUAUCAAAGUCCGACCCGGGGAGUGGUCAUAAACUCUAGUCAACCACUUUCUCAACUUCACCCUCCAUCCUCGCCGAACUCCGUAGUGAAUAGACAUGCCAACUAUGCCAGCCGAGACCGCAAGUCCCAGCUUAUUGAUCCUUCGUCGCCGGUGCACCAUCGAGCGAAUUCCGGUCCGGCCAUCACGGUGGGACUCUUCUCGGAGACGGAUUCCAAUAAUAUGACAUCAUCGAUCAACGCCAUUCCCGGCUCGCCAAUCCUCGGCAGCCCUCAACUAGCAGGAGUAACGACCGGAAGUCAACUGUGGAAAACGAGGCUAACAAACAUCAAAAACAGUUUCCUGGGAAGUCCAAAAUUCCACCGGAGGAAAUUGCAAAUAUCUACCGAAGAAGUGCACCUUACCCCGGAAUCAUCCCCGGAGCUGACGAAAAAGUCGUGGUUCGGAAAUCUGAUGACAACGGAGAAGGACGAAACGUUUACCGUGUUGGUUAAGGGAAAACCCCUGGCAACGGUGAAAGCCCAUCUUAUCCACGCUUUCCUAUCGAUGACCGAGCUGUCACACAGCGUGCUAUCGCCGAUGUCAUUCCGUGUAGAGUACAAACGCGGCGGCACGGGACCGACCAUGUUCCAGCGGCACGUUCGGAUACAGGUGGACAUCAAUACGAUCUGCAAGCAGGGCGAUGUGAACGAUAUGCUGUUUGCGAUUACCUUCACCCUGAUCUCCGGAAAUAUUCGACGCUUCCGGCGUAUCUGCGAACACAUCCAAGCCCAGGUCUGCUCGAAACGUUACCCCGCGCUAACCAGUCCGACGAAUCAGCUCAACAAUAAGGUUUCCACGGGUUCCGUCGCCGAGAGCAUAUCGUGCGGGUCGGAUUCGAGUGAUCGAGUGAACUACAAUAAACACCAAGAGUCGGAUCUUGAAACGGAAACGUUCUACGACAACAGUAGCAUCGGGAAAGCGAGACGAUCUUCGGCUACGUCCUCUAAUAAGAACUCAGUUUCCUCGGACGAGAUCGAAAUUAAAACUGUACGAUCGAGCUCCGAAUCGACGGAACGUGACCGGGAGCGCAGCGCCGAACGGACGGCGGCGAUGUCCGGUAGCGCACUAGUAUGAGAGUUAUUUCUCUGAUAGGAUUUACCGAACACCAUUCCCGUCGACGGUGACGAUUCGGUCGAGUCCCAGUCCAGAAGUGCGCUUCACCAGCCACAACCAAACCCCUCGUCACCGUCGAUGGUGGAGGCAAAUGCAGAACCUGCUGGCAACCAUGGUACACUAUCCGUAUCUGCUACUGGUAAUGAUCCUACUGCUCCUACCAGCGAUUCCACGCGCUUUGGCAACCCUGAAGCUGAGGGUGUGGAAGCCGUCGCGGCGCGUCAAAGUCCGGCAAACUAAUCGAAUAAAACGAGCAAACUAGUCAAACGUGAGGGGAGUUAUCAUCAACCUAACCUGGUUGAAGUUUUGUGUUUUCAGUAAACAAACAAAAAAGCUAUAAAUACUGCUAGGCUUAUGACAGGUAUACAAUUACAUGCAUUAUGAACAACAACACUGAAAAUGUAAAACUGAACACGUAUUAUCAUUUCAAUUAAUUGUGUUUGAAAAAAUUCUAACGUGGAGCGAUUCCAUUAUCUAAGCAACCCUACUCAAACGGCAUUACGUUCUCCGGAAUUCUAAUGUUUUUAGCAACCUCAUUAUAACAAUACAGAUUCCGAAAAUUUCCUCUUGAAAAUUGAAAGCAAGCAGCAGGUUUUUGGUCAUUGUGCUAACAAAAAACAAACUUGUUUUGAAUAAAUUAUAACUACUCAAAUAGCAAACGAUAACAUUUUCUACUGCUUUAAACUUAUACAAAGUCAACGACAUGCUGUUGAAACGGCAUAGUAUUAGGAGGUUAUAAGUACAGAGAGAAAGAGGUUAACAAAACCACCAACCACAGAAAGGCGAUAGGAAAGCAAACAAAGACAAAAAACUAGCCAACAUUACAUUGCAGAAUCAAACAGAAGUAUAAUCAUAGAAUGAAAAUUCAGUUACUAAAACCGACUGCAGCUGGUAACCGUAGUAGGCUUUCGAAAAUAAACCAAGCUUUUAUGGUACGCACAUACAACAAGAGUGAAAACAAACCCCAGCAGGAAUCGAAACGACACACAUACAUCAUAACAACUAUGACACUGCGUAAGUAAAAACGCCGAACUAGAAGUGAUGUGGAGAAAAAUCGCAAGGCUUGCUAGAUUUCUAUGUUUCCCUUGGUGACAACUCACCACACUAGUAACUUUCAACUUAGUAACGAUACUGUAACGAAUCAAUCUUUUAACAUUUAACAAAGCAUUAUUUUUGUGGGAACAAACAAACACUAAUAAUCGCCACUGUUAAUCAUAAAGCAUUCAUUACCGAUGGGAAAAAACCCAUUGAACGUAUUAGUAAGAGAGUGAAAUUGCUUUACGUUUUCCAGUUUAUAAAUUCCAACGCAAACUGUUUGAGAUUGUACCAUUUCCCGGCUUACAUGUAAUAGAAGCAUAUAAACUCAUAUGUAAAAGGAAGAACGCGAAUGGGAGAAAAUCAAAGAACUAAACGCUUAUUAGUUUUUACGCAAUAAACUACACAACAGCAACACAAGAAACCAUAAUUGACAGCAUCGGCUUACCUUUAGAUAAACAAAACAAACUAAACCAAAGUGUGGAAGAGACACGGCACCCUCGGCGGGUUGGCUAGAAAUAGGGAGGCUCGCGAAUAAAAAAAAACUACACAGCAAAUAUUAAUCAAAUAUCGCUUAGUUAGUAUAACUUACUAUCACAUUCGAUGCAGAAUCCGCCACAAGCAUUUAGAAUUUACUAAAACUACAUUCACGGAACAGCAGCGAAACAUACUCUAAAACACGUAUAAAAAAAGGUAACAAAAAAACAAACUAGUUUACCCAUACUAAACUGUGAAACUUUUGCCAGUAAUUGUGAAGUAAUUUUCAUAAACUGCUGUAUUAACUAUUUAUUAAGAAUCUAAACAAAGCAAAAAAAAACCGUGGAAACUCACUCCUAGCGGAGCCACAAGUGGGCGAAGCUCUAACCCAGACAUCACAGCAAGCGAUGAUGGACGGUGUGAAAUUAAUGUGAAACUAAAACAGCAGCAACAACAACAGCAAGCGGUAAACGCCAUCUUGUUGAACGCGUAGGUGAGAAAAAUUGUGAAGCACUGUAUAAAUAAAAAAACGAGCUAACUGUGAGUGUAAUGAACAUAACUAGUGGAUGAUGCGCAAUUUGGAACAGGGCGAAUAUGCAAAGCAAAUUUAGCAAGUAGGAAACGAAAAUCGGAUGAGUGGACGUUUGUGGCAGUUUGUAAACUUGAUUGAGAGGAGGAGAGCAGAAAGAAGCAGCGGAGAUAAAAAAAAGCAACAACAAGCAGAGAGCCGAAACUGUAAAAAAUAAUAAGUACCAUGUUUUGUAAAGAUAAGUAUUAUUGUUCUCUAAUGACAGGAAAAGACAGAAAAAAUAUACAUUUGACAUACACGCGCUAUGGGGAAACAAAGUAAA